Molecule: messenger RNA, 3340 nt
Organism: Papaver somniferum (opium poppy)
Lineage: Eukaryota; Viridiplantae; Streptophyta; Magnoliopsida; Ranunculales; Papaveraceae
Exons: 19
Coding region: 320-2983 (887 amino acids)
Biological process (GO): lipid metabolic process
Source: RefSeq, a predicted model, not a curated record
AAACAAAACCCUAAACGUGAAAAAACUAAGAAAACCAAAAUCGCCUAUGAGAGGAAAUUUCCGACAUUCUCUUUCCUCAUAAAAUCGCCUUCUUUCCUCAGUGGCGAGUAUCGGCGGCUACCGGGAAACGACAGAAUUUUGAUCACUCAAAUUACCCCGCGAAAGUAUACCAUUCGCCCCACACUCCCUCUCUCUCUCUCAACAUCUAGAACCUGAAGCUCCGAGGAAGAGUAGAGAGUGGCAGUGAAUGUAAUUUAACGGAUAAGUAGAAGAAUUUUUAAAGGACUUUUAUCCCUCCUCUCUGAGUCUCUGAGCUACUAUGGCUUCUCUGAGAAAUCACCCAUUUCCACUUUUACACUGCUUUUACUCUUCUUCCUCUACUUCCCCUAAUAGAAUUCUUCACUUUCCAAACCCUAAUUUGGCAUCUACGACGACCACUAUCGAUAAGGCGAAGGCUAGGGUUUUCAAUUUAAUUUAUAAUAGUAAAAAUGUAAAUUCUUCAUUUUAUUGCUAUUGCAAACAGAAUUCUACUGAAGAAUUGGAACUCAUAGAAGAGAAAGAUGAUAAAGAAGAGAUUGGAAGAACUCCUUUUGAUAUUAGUCUUGCUGUUGUUCUCGCUGGUUUUGCAUUUGAAGCCUAUUCGAGUCCCCCGGAAAAUUUAGGCAAGCGAGAGGUGGAUGCAGCUGGGUGCCAGACGGUGUUUCUGUCCGAGUCGUUUAUACGUGAGGCUUAUGAUGGGGAAUUAUUAAUAAAACUUAAGAAAGGGGUUAAUUUUCCUGCUAUGGAUCCAUGGGGAACAAGCGAUCCGUAUGUGGUCCUGCAAAUAGAUGGACAAGUUGUCAAAAGCAAAGUUAAAUGGGCGACAAAAGACCCAACAUGGAAUGAAGACCUCAAGUUAAAUAUAAAGACACCACCAAACACAGACCUUCAGGUUGCAGCUUGGGAUGCAAACCUUGUGACACCCCAUAAACGCAUGGGUAACGCAGACGUCAGUCUGAAGUCUUUAUGUGACGGAGACUUGCAUGAAGUUCUGGUAGAAUUGGGGGGAAUGGGAGGAGGUGGAAUGAUACAACUGGAGGUGAAGUAUAAAAGCUUUGACGAAGUUGAUGAUGAGAAACAGCAUUGGAAGAUACCUUUCAUUUCAGAUCUUCUAGAAAAAAAUAAUUUGGGAUCUGCUCUAGAAAACGUCCUUGGCACCGAUACUGUUCAAGCACGCCAAUUUGUGGAAUAUGCAUUUGGGAAGUUUAAAUCAUUUGAUUUUGAAAACCAGAAGAACGAAAUUGUUAAGUCUGGUAAUCAUGAUAUGGAAAGCUCUGAAAAUUCAAAAAGUUCAGCUGGACUGUCAGAUACACUUUUGUCGCUGGAAAAUGGUCUAGACAGUUCUCCAGAUGGCUUGAGCACUAACAAAGGUGACAGCUUCAUGGGAAGUCAAAUAGAUAAUGAUGCGAAAGGUGACGAAUUUACCUCAGAGACUCAAGUUGCUAAAUCUGCACAGUCAGAUUACUAUUUGUGGAACAAUUUUGCUGAUGUGCUGAAUCACAAUAUUAUCCAUAAGCUGGGUAUCCCCUUUCCUGAUCUAAUGGGAUGGGAUGGAUCUGACUUGUUGAACAGGAUUGGUUUACAGUCGAAGCGGGCUGCAGAAGCCGAGUAUGUUGAAUCAGGGCUUGCUGCUCCUGAACGUCGAGCUGGUGAUGAUGAAAAAAGUGAACAAUCAUCCGCAGACAGAGUAGUUCAAUCUUCAGUUUCUGAUAUUAAGAAAGCAUCAUGGGAUGUCUUAAGGCAAACCGAUUCAAUUUUAGGAGCAAUAGUACUGCUGACCACAACGUUUUCUCAACAGAUGAAAGAAACAGAUUCUGUAGGAGAGAUUGAAGCCGAGAGCGAUUCUUCUACGCCACUGCUAGAUGAUAUUCCAAAAAACUCCUCGAGUGAAAGUAGUCUUAUACCUGUUGAUGAAUCAUCAUUGGAUAAACAGAAAGCGGAAGAAACAAAGGCACUUUUCUCAACUGCAGAAAGUGCCAUGGAAGCCUGGGCUAUGCUUGCAACAUCAUUAGGGCAACAAAGUUUUAUUAAAUCUGAAUUUGAGAAGAUAUGCUUCCUUGAUAAUGAAUCGACCGAUACUCAGGUAGCAGUAUGGCGUGAUACUUCACGGAGAAGAUUAAUCAUUGCUUUCCGAGGGACUGAACAAGUGAGAUGGAAGGAUUUACGAACUGAUUUAAUGCUGGCUCCUGCCGGGCUUAAUCCCGAGCGAAUAGGUGGCGACUUCAAGCAAGAAAUCCAAGUCCAUAGUGGUUUCCUAAGUGCCUAUGAUUCAGUCAGGAAUAAGCUCAUGUCUAUCAUAAAGCUAUCAAUCGGGUUUGAAGAUGAUAGUGUGGAAGGCGAGCCCAAAUGGCAUAUUUAUGCAACUGGGCACAGUUUAGGUGGUGCAUUAGCUACUCUUCUCGCUCUUGAACUUUCAUCUAGUCAAAUGGCAAAGCAUGGUGCUAUUUAUAUGACCAUGUAUAACUUCGGUUCUCCAAGGGUUGGUAACAGAAGAUUUGUUGAUAUAUAUAAUGAGAAAGUUAAGGAUAGCUGGAGAAUUGUGAACCACAGAGACAUUAUACCAACAAUUCCUCGGCUGAUGGGCUAUUGCCAUGUUGCUCAACCUAUAUAUCUCGCAUCUGGUGAUCUUAGUGAUGCUUUUGCAAAUAUGGAAAAUAUAGCUGAUGGAUACCAAGGAGACGUGAUUGGAGAGUACACACCGGGCAUUCUUGUCAGCGAAUUUAUGAAAGGUGAAAAACAACUAAUCAGAAAGAUACUAGAGACUGAAAUUAAUAUCUUCCGGUCAAUAAGAGAUGGAAGUGCUCUUAUGCAGCAUAUGGAGGACUUCUAUUACGUAACACUACUUGAGAAUGUUAAGUCAAAUUUUCAAACAAGUAAUUCAAACUCCAGUGGAGAAGGUAGUUUGCCAAGCAGUUCAAAUUCCAGUGGAAAAGCUGACACAUAAAUGGAUAGGGAGCAAAGACUUUUGCUUUUGGCAGCACUGACAACUGAAUUUCAGUUCCUGUAUUUCCCAUGCUGUCAAGGGAAUCUCUACUUCCCUGCAUAUUUUCCUAGCAAUUGAAUCCACAACCCUCAACUGCGAAAAAAGACUUGCACAUCGAAUCAAAUCAACAAAGCUCAUUUCUAUGUCUGUUUACAGUGUUACUAGUUUAUAUUGGGUAUGUUAUAAUCAAUUUAGUGUAAAAUUUGUCAUUCUGUUACAACAAGAAUUAGCCCCAAAGCAGCAUAAAAAUUCAUAUUGACUCAAUAAAAGUCUUGUGUAAAAACCAAUUUACACAUGGAAUGAUUUCAAGCUCAUUGA